Molecule: messenger RNA, 1089 nt
Organism: Aspergillus puulaauensis
Lineage: Eukaryota; Fungi; Ascomycota; Eurotiomycetes; Eurotiales; Aspergillaceae
Product: Zn(II)2Cys6 transcription factor domain-containing protein
Exons: 1
Coding region: 1-1089 (362 amino acids)
Biological process (GO): regulation of DNA-templated transcription
Molecular function (GO): DNA-binding transcription factor activity, RNA polymerase II-specific; zinc ion binding
Source: RefSeq, a predicted model, not a curated record
AUGGAUUCACGUCUGGUGCAACAAGGGAAAAAGACCCGAUCGGCUUGCGACCGGUGUCAUGGGCAGAAACUCCGAUGUAUCCUCAAACCCGGUCAGGCCCGGUGUGAGCGAUGCCUGCGACUCGACACGGCCUGUCGCUUUGCGCCUCGUGCCCCACGGGGAUCGAUCAAGACUCGCUCGUCGCAGGCGCAGAAAACGCCGAAUACGCAAGACGCCUUGCCAGAGUUGCCUUCGCUGAGCACCGAAUCUGAUGAUGGUGCUCUUGACGUGGCCUUGGACAGUGAACCGUGGUCAGACAUCGCCGAUAUGCUGAACCAGGACAGAAUCUGUCAGCUAGAGCCGAUAAUUAACGACCAAGCACUAUUAUGGUCGCCAGACAUACGUCCAUCAUGGGACAACGAUAUCCAGACACUGCAGCUCCCGCAGUCUGUAUCAACAUCAAUAACGCACGAACUAGCAGGCCUCAGCAUCGCUCUGUCUGAACUCUCAGCAAACCUACCAACAGCCCCAGAAACAGCCAGUUCCAACUCUCCCAAUUGCACAAACACAAACACAAACACAAACACAAGCACAAGCACAAGCACACGCGCAGAAAUGCCCUUCGUUCUCGAUGACCUAUUCCGCCUCACCACGCAGUUCACAGACCUAAUCCAGACCCGCCUCGGACUCCCCGACGAAGCCACAGUCCUUAUGCUUGGAUCCUGCCAUUCCAGACUAACAGAGAUAUACACGACCAUCUUCUCCCUAGUCCAGCGAUGCAUCAACCAUUCACUCGGCCCGCCUCGACCGCGCCCGAAUUGGGCGGUUAUCCUGCCGAAAGUAGAAAUGGGGUCGCUGAAUGCGCCGCCUCUGCGCGUCGACGCGGAGACCCCGGCAUUUGGGGCAAAGGCGUUUAUGUAUAUGUGGAUGCUCUGUGUCUUUUCGGCGGAGCUGUGGACGCAGUUGAAUCAUGCGCUGGGAAGACAAGAUCGGGGUGUGGUUGGUGCUGAUGGGAUGUCGCCUUUGGGGCGGAUGGUCUGGACGGAAAUGGUGGAUAGGGCUGGGUCUGUGCUGCAGAGUAUUGAGAGUACGAAGGCUUUGGUUGCAUAG